Messenger RNA from Tricharina praecox, 1664 nucleotides. RefSeq lists its product as uncharacterized. Gene Ontology annotation, biological process: vesicle-mediated transport; mitotic spindle elongation. Bases 218 to 1426 code for a protein of 402 amino acids. The transcript has a single exon. Lineage: Eukaryota; Fungi; Ascomycota; Pezizomycetes; Pezizales; Pyronemataceae. Gene Ontology annotation, cellular component: Golgi membrane. The record is from RefSeq and is a predicted model, not a curated record.
UGAUUGCAACAGCGGCCACUAACCGGCCCACAAAUCUACCCACCCUCCGGUUGUCGCUACCACCCUUGAGUUUGAAACCACGCGAGACCCCGGUGGCCUCGAGCUCCCCACAGCCACCAUCAUCGUUCCCAUCCUACCUCCCUACCUACCCGUCCACAAAUACCUCCCUCGUCCCAACUAUCUUACCGCCCCACCAACAUCCCACUGUCCCGCAACCAUGUCCUCCGAAAUCCCGCGGCAUUCACGCGCCCUCUACUCCCCUGCCGAUCACUCCUCUCCACCGCUCGAGCCACGAUGGUCGCGUCCCCCGAGGGCAGCUUCGGUUGCGUCGUCACGACGCUCUCGCCGUAGUCGCAUCAGCAAACUCAAAUCCCGCGCCCGAAAGCUAUUCCGAUGGGCCCGGAAACGAGUUCGCUCGAUGACGCUCGCCCAGCAGAUAAUCUUCAGCCUGCUAUUCAUUACCUCCGCCACUAUCGGAAUACUCACAUUGGUGUUCCACACGCAGAUCUUGGCCGCUAUGCUGCCCAUCUCGGAAAAGUUGCGUUCCUCGCGUGUGGGCUGGCUCGCCAUCUUCGCACUAUGCUUCAUUUCCGCGUUUCCCCCAAUGAUAGGCUACAGCACCUCUGUGACCCUUGCCGGCUUCGUCUACGGCUUCCCCAAAGGCUGGUUCGUCGUCGCCUCCGGCACCCUCCUCGGAAGCACCACCGCGUUUCUCUGCUGCAGAUACAUGUUCCGCGACUUUGCGCGCCGCCUCGUCGCUACCGAUAAACGCUUUGCCGCACUCAGUCUUACAUUGAAGCACGACGGCGUCAAGCUUCUGUGCAUGAUCCGUCUGUGUCCGCUCCCCUACUCGAUCUCCAAUGGCGCCAUGUCGACGUUCCCCACCGUCACCCCGUGGGCGUUCGCCUUCGCCACUGCCAUCGCCACGCCGAAGCUACUCCUACACAUCUGGAUCGGUGCGAGACUGGCAGUGCUCGCAGCCGCAGAGCAGAAGAUGGAUGCGCGUACGAAGGCGGCGAAUUACGGCGGUAUUGCGGGCGGGCUCGUGCUCGGCGGUAUCACGGGAUGGGUCAUCUACACGCGGACAUUGAAGCGGGCCCGCCAGCUGGAGAUUGAGGAGCGGGCGGAGCAGAGGGAGGGGUUGUUGGCGCACGACGAUGAAGAGGAUGAGGAUCUGAGGAACGAGGCGAUUCAGGAUCUGGGGAUUCUCGUCGGCGACGAGUCGGACGACGACGAGGAGGACGGUGGCAGUCUCAUCGAGGAUGAUGAUGAUCUUGAGGUGGGCUUGCUUGGACGGAAGAGGGGGAGGAGUAUUGGACUCAAAGAUCAGCCACAGGAUGACGUUACCAAGAAGGGAACCACCACCACCACCGCUCCUCCAUCGCUACCCCCACCGCCGCCGGCGCACACCGAGUCACUGGUAUAGACAAGGGGGGCUUUGGAUGGGUCAGUUGUUGAGAUCCCCGAUUGGAGGCUGUAUGUAUUACCCCUACAUACGCGCCGCCGUUACCCUACCAGAUAGAUCAACUCUCACAUUAAGAAAGAUGAUACAUUUUUUAUGGUUUUCUUUUGGACCGAACCUAGGCUACACCUUUUCUUUUUCCUUCGGGGGGUUUGGUUUUCCGGGACUUUUUUUCUUUUUCCUAUCGUUAUGCUUGAACGGC